UCCUGCCGCCCCUCGGGCUUCCUCGCUUCACCAACUCCUGUAACUCCUCCCUAGUCCACCUCGACCUAGAAGCCCAAGUCAGCUCCCCCGGUGCGUGACCUUUUCCAUCUGUCGCUCCGGAACUCUUGCUGAGUUCUUCCUUCCUUCGGGAGGCGCGAGCAAGAGACCCAGUGUUCAGCCCUUGACUUUGGUUCGGGUUGGAAAUUCGUAGUUUGGUGUUCAAGAGGAGGGGCAGACACCAGGAGCUUCUGGAAGGACAGCGGCGCUUCUAGGGGAGAUUAGCCAGCACUCGCCGGACAGAGGCUUUUUGGUUGUCUUCAGCCAAACGUUGGCUUACCUUUAGAGUCUGCCAGGGUCCGGCGGUCCCGUGCGGUUCGAAUUCACUGAACAACUUUGAUCUGGGGCGCUAAAUACGAUGAUUUACCUGAGGUGGGAGCGAAGCGGACAGAUUUUUCUGUUCUCUGCAACUUCCUGGGGAUACUCUAAACAUCGCCUAGAAAUGCAAUUUUUAUAAGGUCGUUUUCUCCUUGCUCAUCGAUUUGCUGUCCUGAAAAGGAUAAAACUCCUUUGACAGAGAGACUCAUCUGCAGGUGUCUCUUCAAGGGCAUGCAAAGAUAGUGUACUAAGUCCUGGAACCCAGACACUGAGGAGAGAAACUGCUUUCUGCUGUUAAGGAUGGCCAAACCCACUCGGAGAGGAAACGGCACACACUCUGAAAGCUUACGACAGCGCUUCAGACGAUUCCAUUACCAGGAGGUGGCUGGGCCCCGGGAGGCUUUCAGCCAACUCUGGGAACUUUGCUGUCAGUGGCUAAGGCCAGAGGUGCGGACCAAGGAGCAGAUUGUGGAAUUGUUGGUGCUAGAGCAAUUCCUCACCGUGCUACCUGGGGAGAUCCAGAACUGGGUACAGAAGCAAUGUCCAGAAAAUGGAGAGGAGGCGGUGACACUGGUGGAAGAUUUAGAAAGAGAGCCUAGAAGACCUGGACAUUCGGUCACAGUCUCUGUGAAGGGGCAGAAGAUGACACCCCUGAAAUCAUCACAGGAGUUAUUAAGUGUUCUGCAGGAGUCAGUGGAACCCCAGCCCAAGGGUGUGUCCAAGAAAGAGAGGGCAAGAAGCCCACCCCUGAGACUACAGGAGCAGAUGAACCCAAAGGAGAAUCUCAAACCUUUUCAAAGGAGCGGAUUUCCAUUUCCUAAACCCAAUGUGGUGUCCAGGUUGGAUCAAGGAGAGCCAUGUAUCUCAGAUCUGCUUAGCUCCAAGGAGAAGGAUGUCCCAAAAGGCCACAGCACAGGAUCCAGUCCAUUACCAUCCAAGAGAGAGAGAAUCGGCUGGGUGGAACAGGGUCACUGGGUCUUUGAUGAUGAGAAGGUGGUGGGUGUGCACUGGGGUUACAAAGAGACUAGAACACUCCUUGCAAUUCUCAGUCAGACUGAAUUUUAUGAAGCUCUUCGCAACUGCCACAGGAACAGCCAAGUGUAUGGGGCUGUAGCUGAGAGGCUUCGUGAGUAUGGUUUCCUCCGGACCCUGGAACAGUGUCGGACCAAGUUCAAAGGCCUUCAGAAGAGCUACAGGAAGGUCAAGAGUGGUCAUCCACCCGAUACCUGCCCCUUCUUUGAAGAGAUGGAAGCCCUGAUGAGUGCCCAGGUCAUUUCAUUGCCCAUUGAUGGUCUGGAAGAGGCAGCCUCGCAUUCUGCCCAGGCAGGCAGUGAUGCGGAGACUGAGGAGCCAAGGCAGAGGGACUGGCAGCAUGAAGAUGGAGAGGAGGCUAUAGCUGAAAGGUCGGACAGUGAUGACCUGGAGGCAACCUCCCAGGACCCUGACAACCCACCUGCAUCUGUCCUGUUCCGAAGUCCAAGUGGUGUACACUGGGGCUAUGAUGAAACCAAGACUUACCUUGCAAUUCUUAGUGAGACUCAGUUCUAUGAAGCCCUCCAGAACUGUCACCGCAACAGCCAGUUAUAUGGAGCAGUUGCUGAGAGACUGUGGGAAUAUGGCUUCCUUAGAAGCCCAGAGCAAUGUCGUACCAAAUUUAAAAGCCUACAAACCAGCUAUCGGAAAGUCAAGAAUGGCAUAGCAACAGAAACCUGCCCCUUCUUUGAAGAAAUGGAUGCUUUGGUGAGUGCCCCACCUACUGAUGACCAGGAAAAAGAAACAGUUUCUUGCUGCCUCCAGAGAAGCAGUGAGGCUGAACCUGAGAAGCAAGAUGAGGACACAGAAGAAGAUUCAGAUGAUAAUGACACUGAGAUACCUCCGGAGGCUGUUGCAACCCGUGCCCCGGUCUUGUUCCAGAGCCCCAGUGGUUUCGAGGCUGGAUUUGAUAAUGAAAAGAAUUCAAAACGGGAUAUUUCUGAGGAAGUACAGCUGCAUAGAACAUUACUUGCAAGGUCUGAAAGGAAAAUUCCCUGUCAUGUUAAUCAAAGUAAAGCUAGUAAGAAUGACUGUUCGUCAGAAAGCCAGUGGGAAAAGUCUCAAAGAGAGAAAAAAAGACAACUGGUAUUCCCAGAGAAGAGUAUAGGUAAAGUCCUGACUUAUCAGAGGCCAGGCUUGGAAGACAGACCUUAUAAAUAUCUCAGGUAUGGCAAAAGCUUUGGCCCAAACUCCCAUCUCAUGUAUCAGGUCUCCCAUGAGGUAGAAAACCCAUAUAAAUGCGCUGACUGUGGGAAAAGCUUCAGUCGGAAUGCACGCCUCAUCAGACACCAAAGAAUCCACACUGGAGAAAAACCGUAUAAGUGUCUUGACUGUGGAAAAGGUUUCCGUGACAGUUCCAAUUUCAUUACCCAUCGGAGAAUCCACACAGGGGAAAAGCCUUAUCAGUGCGGUGAAUGUGGAAAAUGCUUCAAUCAGAGCUCAAGUCUUAUAAUUCACCAGAGAACCCACACAGGGGAAAAGCCUUAUCAGUGUGAAGAGUGUGGGAAAAGCUUCAGUAACAGUUCUCAUUUCAGUGCACAUAGGAGGAUACACACAGGAGAGAGACCCCAUGUGUGUACUGACUGUGGUAAGAGUUUUAGUAAGAGUUCUGACUUACGUGCACAUCACAGAACGCACACAGGAGAGAAACCUUAUGGGUGUCAUGACUGUGGCAAGUGCUUCAGUAAGAGCUCUGCCCUUAAUAAACACCGAGAGAUUCAUGUGCGAGAAAAGCUGCUGUCAUAGUCAGUGCUUAAGUAAGUUUCUGAGGAAGCCUCAGGAAAUGUAUCACUCGCAAAGUCCUUUCCUGUUUGCCCAGCUGGCCUAGGAAGUACUCCUCACGAUUUUGCCACUUUAUUUCUUGUGCUUCCCAGAUCUAGAUGAGGCCAAUGCCAGUGGCUUCAAGAUUAAAAAGUAGAUUUGGUUUGAACUGAUGGUAAUACCUCUUCCCUCUCGGUGCCUGUGUUGUUCCCUGAGAGAGGAUGUGGUAGCAUAUGCUGUGGAUCUCACCUAUAUCUUCCACUCACAUUGUCAUUCAGUGCACAUCAAUUGGAAAACCCGUUUUUCAGCAGUUUUUCAAGAAGCUGUGAGACGUGGGCCAUUUUGCUCACUUAAACCUGUGCAUACUCUUCAUUUAUCUUUAAAGAGUUUAAAGUCCAUCUUGGUUCUCUCUUUUCCCAAGAAUCUGGAGCUGGGGAUAUAGCUCAGUGGUAGAGCAUUUGCCUAGUAUGCACAAGGCCCUGAGUUCAAACGUGACACCCAGACACACAGACACAGACACACGAAUGCGAGGAAUGCACAUGUGGGGGAUGGGCGCAAAUAGAGAGUGAAAUAAUGUAAGUUUUCUAUAAUGUAAGUUUUCUAUAGUGUAAGUUUUCUUACACUGAAUUUCUUAGUUUCUUCCAGAUUUUACAAGGACUCUGGAAGUAUAUUCUGCAAUAGAAUAUACUACAUUUGAUUAUUCUCCCUUCUUUUCCCUCCUUGCCGCUGCCUCCUCCUCCUCCUCGUCCUCUUCCUCCUCCUCUUCCUCCUCCUCGUCCUCCCUGUAUAAAUUUCAUCUGUCCCUUGUGGACUAGUGGUCAAAAGAGCAAACUAGAGAUAUGGCGAUAGAAAAAGCAGUUAAGGUGCCAGCAGGAGUCAUCUGUUCCUCCUGCACUCCACACCUAGUAGAGUCAUGCAGCAAUAAUGCUCAAUACUAUUUGUAAGAAGCAGAACCACAGCCAUCUCCCCAAGUAUAGGUAAAACACACUUUACCCUAAAUGACAAGGAAGUGGUGGCACUA
This is a messenger RNA of Mastomys coucha (southern multimammate mouse), 4189 nucleotides long. It is a transcript of the gene Zscan29, whose product is annotated as zinc finger and SCAN domain containing 29. Gene Ontology annotation, molecular function: RNA polymerase II cis-regulatory region sequence-specific DNA binding; DNA-binding transcription factor activity, RNA polymerase II-specific. The coding region runs from base 676 to 3153 and encodes 825 amino acids. The record is from RefSeq and is a predicted model, not a curated record. Gene Ontology annotation, biological process: regulation of transcription by RNA polymerase II. NCBI's taxonomy places the organism in Eukaryota, Metazoa, Chordata, Mammalia, Rodentia, Muridae. The transcript has 6 exons.